This is a messenger RNA of Cyclospora cayetanensis, 4506 nucleotides long. RefSeq lists its product as uncharacterized. Gene Ontology annotation, biological process: terpenoid biosynthetic process. The record is from RefSeq and is a predicted model, not a curated record. Lineage: Eukaryota; Apicomplexa; Conoidasida; Eucoccidiorida; Eimeriidae. Gene Ontology annotation, molecular function: 1-deoxy-D-xylulose-5-phosphate synthase activity. Bases 1 to 4506 code for a protein of 1501 amino acids. The transcript has 27 exons.
AUGCACCGCCUGCGUCAGUUUGGUGGUCUUUCUGGCUUUCUCUCUAGAAAAGAGUCGCUGUAUGAUUGCUUCGGGGCUGGCCACUCUUCCACAUCUGUCAGUGCAGUUCAAGGGAUAUACGUCGCUCACCGCAUGCAGCAGAAGGAAAACAGGCUGCACGUUGCGGUUAUCGGGGACGGAGGCUUGACAGGCGGCAUGGCAUAUGAAGCCCUCAACGCAUGCGGCCAUCUGCAAUCCAAAGUGUUGGUUGUCUUGAACGACAAUCAACAAGUCUCCCUUCCUACUGGCACGAACUCCGCGGGGGGCACAGCGCCUGCCAGUGCGGUGUCUCGACACAUGCGCCGUUUGCUGAAAAGCCGCAGCUUCGUGUCUCUUUCCCAGCAGCUCAAGACGCAGCAGCAGCAGCAGCAGCAGCCUCUGGACUUGUCUGCGGUGCAUGCGCCUGCACAAGGAGAACAGGGGGGAGCCUCCUUUUUUGGAGCUCUUGGAUUCGAUUAUUUAGGGCCCAUAGAUGGCCACGACGUGCAAAGCCUCGUAGCGAUCUUCCAGACGAUCAAGCGUCGGGGUUUGGAGCGUCCUACAGUCUUGCACCUCAAGACGGAGAAAGGUUUCGGCUAUGCGCCAGCGCUGGCUGCGCUGGACCGCAUGCACGGGGUCGAGGCAGCCACGCAUCUUCUCGUGCAUGCGGGAAGCCGUACCCUUGCGGGGGCAGCCACAGCAGCAGCGGCGGCGGGGCCCGCGGCCGGUGGCGCGCAGCAGCAGCAGCAGCAGCAGCAGCAGCAGCAGCAGCAGCAGCAGCAGCAGCAGCAAGUGGGCGCCUCUGCGAGUGCAACAGGAGCUCCCAAAGCUGCUGCAGCACCGCGUCACCCUCUGCCAUCCCUUACCUCUGUUGCAGCGAAGGGGUUGCUCCGGCUAGCGGAGAAGGACAGCCUCGUCGUUGGAAUCACGGCAGCGAUGCCAGGCGGAACCGGCCUGUCGCUUUUAGGAGCUCAUCUUCCUUCUCAGCUGUACGACGUGGGCAUUGCGGAGCAGCACGCUGUCACUUUCUGCGGCGGCUUAGCGGCCGGAGGCGCGAAGCCCUUCUGCUGUAUAUACAGCACUUUUCUUCAGAGGGCGUACGAUCAGAUCGUCCACGACGUCGCCUUGCAAAGUCUGCCUGUUAGAUUCAUCAUUGAUCGUGCAGGCUUGGUGGGGGCGGAUGGGAGCACUCACCAGGGUGCCUACGACUUGAGUUUCUUGUCGAAUAUCCCAAACUUCACCGUAAUGGCGCCAAGCGACGAGCAGGAACUUGUUCACAUGCUUGCUACUGUCUACCAAUUGGAGUCUGGCCCGUCUGCCAUUCGCUUCCCGCGGAGCGCAUCUUUUGGCAUCGAAGUUCUCAACAGCAAGCUCGGGCACAAUGUUCAGGAAUUUCAAUUUGAGGGAAAGCCCCUUCCCCUAGGAAAAGGUCGAAUCAUUCGUCGGGCACACCCUAAGGCUGCGUUCAAGGUAGCCCUGCUGUCUCUAGGCACCCCCCUCCUGGAGGCAGUGCAUGCCGCGGAUCUGCUGCAGCGCAUUCGCGCCAUCCCCACCCCCGCACUUGCCGCCGCAGCAGUCGAAGAAGCAGCAGCUGCAGCAGCAGCCGGGAAGACAUCCGCUGCAGGGGGCGAAACACCCCUUGUAGGCGUAACUGUGGCAGAUGCGCGCUUUCUGCGACCCUUAGAUGAAUCCUUGCUAGCGUCUCUAGCUGCCUCUCAUGACGCGCUCCUUCUGAUAGAGGAGGGAGCAGCUGGAGGGUUUUGCAGCAAAGCCAUGCGAGCGCUAGUGCAGCAGGGGGCCCUUGACGGGGGGAGGCUCCAGCUGCGGUGUAUCGACCUUCCGGACCGCUUCAUAGAGGCUGCUGCCCGGGAGCAGCAGCUGAAGGAGGCUGGCCUCACAGCGCCACAUUUUGCAGCAGAGGUUCUCCGCAUGCUGCAUGCGAGGGCUGUGGUGCGUGUACAGACAGUGCGGAACAGCUACCCACAAACGCUCUCUGCUUGCACGCACUCACCAAGCAAAGACGAUGGUGAAGGUGUAGCAGCUGCUGCGGAGGCGGCUACUUACACGGCAGGUCACCUGCCCACGCAGAGUCACGCCUUUUUCGGGAGCGAUACGCUUCCCUGGGAGCACCUCUUGCACACGUGUACCCCUCGCGCUGCGUUGCAUCCCCGUCAGCGGCAGCUUUCUACACGCAGACAUUCGUCUGACGCUUCCUCAACGGCGGCUGCAGCACGAGCAAAGGAAUUCCCCCCCCCGGAUGGAGAGCCAACAGGGGGGGGCCCCCCGGGGGGCCCCCCCCUGUUUCCCCAGAGGCCCCUUUGGGGGUUCGUGCGGCGUGAAGGCCCCUCGCAGGCAGUCGAAUCCUUCAUAAAGGGCGAAGAACGCGGAGAGACUCGCUUGCUUCUGCUGACGGGGCCUGAAGGCGUCGGGAAAUCGUCUCUCCUCAAGGAUUGUGUGGCACGCCUCAUGGAGCAGCGCGACGGGCGUCUUCCAGUCGUAAGAAAUUCGAGUUUGCUUGUGGCCUUUGACGUGGGGUUGAUGGCAGAGAGGAGCUUUGAAGGCUUUUUCGCGGUUGCAAGGCGUGCAGCUGCCCGUCAGCUUGCACUUGCAUGCAGCGCGUUGGAUCCGUCAGUCCCAGACACGAUUUCGAUGCUCAGAAUCUCUCUCCUGAGACAAGUCGCGGCUUCGCUCCCUCCCUCCUUUGCCGCAAGCGUUGCUGCUGCCCUUCGCCACGCAGCGACAGAAGGCGCAGCUGCAGCAGCAGCAAGGAAGGCAGACCUGUGGACUAUGGCACCUCAGGGAACGACUCUUGAGGAAGCCUCUAAGAAGGCAAAUGUUCACAACCGCCUGCAAGAAUCGCGAGGGCAUAACUUGCCCUGGACUGAGCUCCUCAUCUCAGUGUAUUGUACCUUGUUUUCGGAAAGUACAUUUCGAGACUUAGAGGAAACAUCUGGUGGAGGUUUGCCGGAAUUGCCGUCCUUGCACCCAAUCUCCCAGACUAUUCGUGGAGAGUUUGUGCUGCAGCGUCCAGUGACUUUACUGCUGCGUUCCCCCGAGGCUUUGCUGGAGGCAGAUCAGCUUCGCCUUCAAGGCACUGCUUUCUUUCGCUCCCUCCUUGCCACAGCGACGCAGGAAGGGCGAACUGUAGCGACUGUCUUCUCUGUCGCCGAUAGCGUCACCGCCCUACUCGUGCGCGGUGUACGUACACCCCAAACGGGACGGCGCAAGGGGGUGCAGGUGCUUGAGAUCGACGAGUUGAACAAGGACAAUGUCCGGGAACUGUUCUCGCCUCUGCUUUGCACGGACACCUCAGUGGCAGACGCCGCCUUUCUCGCUGUGGGGGGACACCCCAGGCUCCUUCGUCUAAUUUUUGAGGAUCUACAGCAAGCCACCGAGGAUAUGCUGAAGCGACUGUCUCGCCCGGAUGCAGUCCAACGCGAGAAGGAGCAAGCGCGACUAGAGGAUUUCGACGACGAGCCGGAGGAACCCUCUGGAUCUCGCACAGCGCCAGAAGUGAUUUCUACCCUGGCGAAGAAUGCCUUCUACCAAGGAGAACUGCUCAGAGCGGCGGCUACAGCCUUCACGAGUUCUCCCAGACGAAAUCCCUCCCCAGGGGAGGCGUUUCGAGGUCCUUCAUCCUUACGCGCGGACGCUGCCCGUUCGGGGGGCCCCCCAGGGGCCCCUCAAGCCACAGCAGACAAAGUAGUAGCUGCCAAAUUCCUCAAAGUCCACCGCAUGCAGCAGGAGCGACUGCGGCAAAUGUCAGAAACGCUUUUAGUUGAGGAGUUUAGACGCUUCGAGGCACGCGUCCUCUGCUUUCUGAACUUCCCCCUUUUAAGAAAGCUGCGAGACGUCAGCAAAGACGAGGUCCACUUCCUUGUGACUGUGUGCGAGACGAUCCGAGAAUUCUUGCGGCGGCCUUAUGUGCUCUGUCCGGAUCUGGGGAGACUGAAAAACACCGUUCUCUUGGGCUUGUUGGAUGCGAAUUUAAUACGAGUUCAUUUCAGCCCACCGAGGGUGGAGGUUGCGGGAGUCUUCACCAAAAAUCUUUUACAAUCGUUUUGCAACUGCAAAUAUGAUUCCCUAAGCCCCGCCGAGAAGGCCAAGUACUCUCUGAGUCUCCUUCUCAACCAAAGCUCCAUCGAGGCCGCUCUUGAUGACCUCAAGCAUACCGAAGCAGGCCAGUGCACUUACCUGUUUAAACGAGCAUUAGGAUUUAGUCAGUGGCUAGAAGGUUCUGGGCCAAGUCUGCCGUCAAGUCUCCUUGCGAGCAUGUCGAUGGCUAGCCAUGUUGUAGUGUGUAUUGGCCCCUACUUUAUUCGAUAUUGGGCCAUAGAGAAAAAAUUCGGUGCAGAAGAUGGAGGAGCAAAUGCGGAAAGAACGCAAUGCCACACUGGCAUCUUAGACGCAAGGUUAAAAAUGCAAUGGGAAACAAGUCAAGAGAAAGGCGCAGAGGGCGAGGGUAAACGCUUCGGCUCGGCUGCUUAA